This is a messenger RNA of Glycine soja, 2571 nucleotides long. Its product is annotated as protein IQ-DOMAIN 1-like. Gene Ontology annotation, molecular function: protein binding. The coding region runs from base 418 to 2070 and encodes 550 amino acids. Lineage: Eukaryota; Viridiplantae; Streptophyta; Magnoliopsida; Fabales; Fabaceae. The record is from RefSeq and is a predicted model, not a curated record. The transcript has 5 exons.
GAAUGCUGAUGUAACUAAGAGUGCGUUACAUUUAAUUUUUGGCAAAGGAUUUUAAAUGAGGGGUGGCUCAGAUGUUUCACUCACGACAGAGGCAUGAGGAUGAGGAGGAGGACAAGUUCACUGUAGCAUUGCUCGACUGUGUUGUUGUGUUUGUGUGUACCUAUGUUAAAAUAACAGCAACAACAACUAAGACUGAAACCAGAGCUCCAUAAUAAGUGAUUCUUCUUGUUUUUUCUUGUGUCUAUUUCCCCGAGACAAAGGGUUAAAGGAGGUUGAACUUGAAAGUUGAAACUCGAAACUUUCUUCUGUUCUGUCUUUAACACAAAAAUAUAUAGUUAUAAUUUUUCUGGCUCUUUCUGAGGGGCUAUUUUUAGCGGGUUGAAGUUGAAGCUGUAAAUGCCGCUGAGAUAGAUUUACAUGGGGAAGAAGGGAAGUGGUAGUUCGUGGUUAACCGCUGUCAAAAGGGCAUUCAGAUCUCCCACCAAAGACAGUGACAAAAGAAGUGGCAGAAGAAGAGAAGACUGUGAUCAAGAAGAAGACGAAGAAAAGAAGAGGGAAAAGAGAAGAUGGAUUUUCAGGAAGACUCACAUGAGUCACGAAGGAGUGAACAACAACAGCAACCACACUACUCAACAAAAGGUGCAGCAUGAUGUGGCAGCAAGUGGGGGUGGUUCAAGGACAGACCAGGAUCAGAAGCAUGCACUUGCUGUGGCCAUGGCCACCGCAGAAGCCGCCAUGGCCACCGCUCAGGCGGCGGCGGAGGUGGCAAGGUUGUCCAAACCUGCUAGCCAUGCCAGGGAGCAUUUUGCUGCUGUUGUGAUCCAAACUGCUUUCAGAGGGUAUCUUGCUAGAAGAGCGCUUCGUGCACUGAAGGGGUUGGUGAAGUUGCAAGCUUUGGUUAGGGGUCACAAUGUUAGGAAGCAGGCAAAGAUGACCCUUAGGUGCAUGCAGGCUUUGGUUAGAGUUCAAGCAAGGGUUCUUGACCAACGCAUAAGGUCUUCACUUGAAGGUAGUAGAAAAUCCACUUUCAGUGACACUGCUAGUGUUUGGGACUCACGGUAUCUUCAGGACAUUUCAGAUAGGAAAUCAAUAUCAAGAGAGGGAAGCAGCAUUGCAGAUGACUGGGAUGAAAGGCAUCAUUCAGUUGAAGAAGUGAAGGCCAUGUUGAUGCAGAGGAAGGAAGCUGCUGCAAUGAAGAGGGACAAGACCUUAUCUCAAGCCUUUUCCGAACAGAUUUGGAGGAAUGGUAGAACAUCAUCAAUUGGAAAUGAAGAUGAGUUGGAAGAGAGACCAAAAUGGCUAGAUCGGUGGAUGGCCACAAAGCCAUGGGAGAAUAGAGGAAGGGCUUCAACUGAUCAAAGAGACCCCAUUAAGACUGUGGAAAUUGACACAUCUCAGCCUUAUUCAUAUCUAGGAACCAAUUACAGAAGAUCACAUCCAAAUUAUCAAUACAACCCAAACCAUCACCAACCACAAAGGCAUUCCAUUGCUUCCCCACUCCAUAGAUCUCACCAAAAUGGAUCCUCCCUUCACCAAUCCCCUGCCACCCCUUCUCCUGCCAAAUCAAGGCCUAUCCAAGUCCGGUCGGCUAGUCCACGUUGCGUUAGAGACGACAGAAGCUACCACACCUCCCAAACACCAAGCUUGAGGUCUAAUUACCACUACACAGGAAACUUGUACCAAAAUGGAAGGAUUGUUUCAACUGGAACUAGUAGUGGUGGUGCUACUGCUACAUUGCCUAAUUACAUGGCGGCAACUGAGUCUGCAAAGGCUCGAAUUCGGUCGCAAAGCGCGCCGAGGCAGAGGCCAUCCACACCAGAGAGGGACAGGGUUGGAUCAGCAAAGAAAAGGCUUUCUUUUCCUGCUCCUGACCCUUAUGGUGUGGGAGUGAGUUAUGGAAACUAUGGACAUAGUUUAAGGAGUCCAAGCUUCAAGAGUGUGAGUGGAUCACACUUUGGAGGGUUAGAGCAACAAUCAAACUACUCCUCUUGCUACACUGAGAGUAUUGGUGGUGGUGGUGGUGAGGUUUCUCCUUCUUCAACUGGUGACCUUAGGAGGUGGUUGAGAUGAUUUGUUGCACUUUAAUGAGAAGAAACAUGACCGGACCCAUUAUUAGGCCAUGGCCAUAAUUCACUUCAUAUUUGAUUUUUAUUUGGGUUUUUUGUGAUGUUAGAGUUAAUUUUAGUUUAACCCUUUCUCACCACCCCCCCCUCCCCCCCCUCCUCAAAAGAAAGUUUAUUUAUUUACCCCCGAGUGACCUGAAUCUGAUGUUAGGAGCCAGAGAAGCAAGCAAGUACCCUUUUCUUGCUAGGAAACUCAGAACAAUUUAAUGUGUUCGUUUAUCAUUCGUCUUUCAUACUUUUCUUAAGAUGCCAAGAUAAAAAAAAAAUAUAAAGAAAAAAAAGGAGCCAUAUGUGGUGGCCUACCUCACUUGGGAUGUUGUGUUGAUGUUUGAAAGAAUUGCCUAGACCAUCUGAAUAGCUUUUAAUGGACUGUCCUGUCACAAUAACAUGUAAUUUUUCGUAUUCUAGCGAUUGCCUUUAAUUAGCAAAAAAUGUACAACUUUUUUUC